GGAAUACGAGCAGAGAUUGUUGCUCGUGGGAUGGAGUCAUAUGUGAUGAGAUGACUGGCCAUGUGAUUGAACUUAAUCUCAGUUGCAGUGGUCUUGUAGGAAAGAUUGAUUCCAAUAGCAGUCUCUUCCAACUCUCUCAUCUCCAAAGGCUCGACCUUUCUUCUAAUAACUUCUCUAAUUCUCACAUCUCGCCUGAAUUUGGAAGGUUCUCAAGCUUGACACUUCUUGAUCUUUCUGACUCCUAUUUCUCAGGUCAUAUACCUUCUGAAAUCUCUCAUCUUUCUCAAUUACAGUCUCUUCGCCUCUCCCCGUCAUUUGAAACUAUUCUAAGACUCACCGCCCAUGAUUUGAAAUUGCUCCUUCAGAAUUUGACUCAAUUAAGAGAGCUUGAUCUUACUUCCAUAAAUAUCUCUUCCACCAUUCCUCCAAAUUUUUCUUCUCAUUUGACAACUCUGAGGAUGGGAAAUACAGGUUUGUACGGGAUAAUACCUGAGAGUAUUUUUCACCUUCCCAAUCUGGAAACACUUGUCUUACAAAACAAUAAUCAGCUCAGUGGUUAUUUUCCGAAGACUAAAUGGAACAGCAGUGCAUCUCUCAUAGAGUUAGAUCUCAGUGGCGUGAAUUUUUCUGACAAUUUGCAUGAGUCUAUUGGCUAUCUAACUUCACUGCAUUCUUUGUCUCUUAAAAAUUGCAAUCUUAGAGGGCCUAUUCCUGAAUCUCUUUUGAAUCUCACUCGCAUAGAGGAUUUGGACCUUCAAUAUAACUCCCUGAAUGGAACAAUACCAUCAGGGAUGUUUUCUCUUCCGUCACUAAGUCGUUUAGUCUUGAGUAAUAACCACUUUUCUGGUCAGUUUGAGGAUUUCAAUUCCAAUUCACUAAUCUGGAUUGAUUUAAGUAAUAAUCAGCUGCAAGGCCAUCUUCCCAAGUCGAUUCAAAACCAUGUGAACCUAACAGGCCUUAUUCUUUCUUUCAAUAAUUUUAGUGGCCAUGUGGAUGUCAGCUUCCUUGCUGACCUCAAACAACUUUAUUAUCUUGAUCUUUCAUAUAAUCGUAUCUCGUUGACCAAUGAGAACAAACAUAAUGUUACUUUGCCAGGAUCUCUUAUGAGCUUACAAUUGGCCGCAUGUGAAGUGAAAGAAUUGGAGUUUCUAAGAUCCGCUAAGCUUCUUUGGCAGUUGGAUCUUUCAAAUAAUAAGAUUCAAGGAAGAAUCCCUGAUUGGGCAUGGACUAACUGGAUGUUCUUAUUGCAACGUCUUAAUUUAUCCCACAACAUGCUGGAAAGUGUUGACUCAAUUCCACUUCUGUUUAUAGAAGCUAUUGAUUUGCGGUCCAAUUUGCUUCAAGGUUCACUACCUAUUCCACCAAUUUCCACAAGAUUCUUCUUCAUAUCCCAUAAUAAUCUCAGUGAAGAAAUUCCUUCAGAUAUUUGCAAUUUGACAUCACUGGUAAUGCUUGAUUUGGCAAGAAACAACUUGAAGGGAGAAAUUCCGCAAUGUUUGGGUAAUAUCAGUGGCCUUGAGGUUCUGGAUAUGCACCACAACAGUCUUUCAGGGACUCUUCCAACAACUUUUAGAAUUGGAAGUGCACUCAAAAGCUUCAACUUUCAUGGCAAUAAGUUGGAGGGGAAAAUCCCACAAUCCCUGACCAAUUGCAAGCAACUCAAUGUUCUUGAUUUAGGAGACAAUCACCUCAAUGACACAUUCCCCGUGUGGUUGGGGACUCUGCCAAAGCUGAAAGUUCUAAGUUUGAGAUCCAAUAAAUUGCAUGGGUCCAUUAGAUCUCUACCGACUGGAAACAUGUUUCCUCAGCUUAGAAUAUUAGAUCUCUCCUCCAAUGCCUUCACAAAAAGCUUACCAACGAGUCUAUUUCAACAUUUGAAAGCCAUGAGGACAGUUGAUCAAACGAUGAACGCACCAAGUGAUGAAGGGAAUCGAUAUUACCAAGACUCGGUAGCUCUCAUAACAAAGGGAUUGGAGCUUGAAGUUGUGAGAAUCUUGUUUUUGUACACCACUGUUGAUCUUUCAAACAACAAGUUUGAAGGAUUUAUUCCAAGUAUUAUGGGAGAUCUUAUUGCACUUCGUGUGUUGAAUUUAUCUCAUAAUGGAUUACAAGGUCAUAUACCGCCAUCACUUGGAAGUUUAUCUUCAGUUGAAUCAUUGGACCUGUCACGUAACCAUCUUGUAGGAGAGAUACCAGCACGAUUUGCUUCUCUUACAUCUCUUGAUGUCUUAAAUCUCUCCUACAAUCAUCUCGAAGGGUGCAUUCCUCAAGGACCUCAGUUCUAUACAUUUGAGAACAAUUCAUAUGAAGGUAAUGAUAGAUUACGUGGAUUCCCACUUUCAAAAGGUUGUGGUAACGAUGGUAAUGAUUCGGAGACAAAUGAUACCACAUCUGGACUUGACGAUGAAGAAAACGACUCUAAAUUUCUGAAUGAUUUUUGGAAAGUUGCUCUUAUGGGGUAUGGAAGUGGACUAUGUAUUGGAUUAUCGAUAAUAUAUUUCAUGUUCUCAACUGGAAAUCCGAAAUGGCUUGCAAGAAUCAUUGUAGAACUGGAACACAAAAUAAUGAUAGGAAAGAGAAAGAAGCAGAAAAGGGAAAGGAGUUACAGAAGAAGAAAUAAUAGCUUAACUUGA
Solanum stenotomum is the source of this 2633-nucleotide messenger RNA. Its product is annotated as receptor-like protein Cf-9. Lineage: Eukaryota; Viridiplantae; Streptophyta; Magnoliopsida; Solanales; Solanaceae. The coding region runs from base 51 to 2633 and encodes 860 amino acids. The transcript is spliced from 2 exons. The record is from RefSeq and is a predicted model, not a curated record. Gene Ontology annotation, molecular function: protein binding.